AUGGCGUCAAUGCCGAAGCCGGCCGCGCUGAGGCCACCACUGGUCUUCGGAUGGAACCUCCCGAAUCCGGGAACUAGCGAUUUGCUCCGGGUCAUCAAGAUCAUAGAGAGCGUGGGAAUCUCAUUUGUGUCCCUCAAUUUGAACUCUGCGGAGGAAGGCCAACAGAAUGACAACUUUGUGCCGCUGUGCGGAAGCGACCUGGUCCUCACCUACAACUACUGGAGCCAGAGGAUCGUCGCGCGCAUCGACAGCGUGGGAGGCGCGUUCAUGUCGUACAUGGAGUGGUCGGCAUACCUUGGCCUCAGGGCCGUCUGUAUACACUGCGAACCCAUCUUCCAGCAGGCCACCACGCUCGCCGAGUCGCAUGAGCUGCUUGCCAACCUCGCGCAGCGGCUCAAGGCAUUCCUGCACUCGCCAAAUAUGCCCACGGUUUGCCUGUCAUUCGCUGCGAACGACGUGUCAUGGGGAUACUGGAACGCAAUACACGAAAUGACGAAUUACUCUCCGCAGCUGAAGGUCGCCAUUGUCAUCGACGAUGAUGACGCCGGGCGCCUGGCAAGAUGGGUGGCAGAGCCACUCACUGCAGUCAUUCUUAGGGAAAGCUCCUUCGUCAGGGUCGGGGAGACUGUGCAGCUAAAACCAGCCCUCGUGCCGCACCUGCACUUCCUGCUGCAGUACGACGUCAAGGUGAUGCUGAGUGGGAUGUUCAACUUUGAACCCCUCAGGAAGGCCAGCGAGCUGCGCAGCGCCGACUCGCUGGAACUGAUCGCUAUCAGGGACCUGGACACGCCGCCAAUGCCGGGUGGCAUCGGCGUCAGAGAGGCCAUCACGGCGGUGAGGAAGGCAUAUGCAGCGAUGCCGCCUCUCACUGAGGCCGAGCAGUUCAAGGAGGGAUUUUGGGACAUGCUCCAGGAGCCCCUGCAGCCUGUACGCGACAAUUUGGAAACGGCUACGUACGAAAAUUUCGAGAGGUGCACAAGGAAAUACGCGCAAUAUGAGGCUGCGGUUAGUUUGUGGUUGAAGGACUUCAUGGCGGGCGCGCUACCAGGCCAAGCAGCGCCGGGUGAGGGGGAUAACGGCAAUCAUGAGGGACAUAAUGGCGUCAGGAGGCCGGUAAUAUACAUUGUCGGAGCUGGUAGGGGGCCGCUGGUGGACUGCAGCUUGCGGGCACUGGCUGAAAACAAUGUUACCGAGUUUUCCAUAUACGCGCUCGAAAAGAACCCGGCGACUGUAUUCACACUGAAGCACAAAAUUGCGACGAACGCCAUAAAGGGCUGGGACAAGGUCAAGCUCAUAUUCCAGGAUAUGCGCACGUUGAAGCCUUCGGAACCGGCGGACCUCGUUCUGAGCGAACUGUUGGGAUCGUUUGGUGACAACGAACUUGCGCCGGAGUGUCUAGACGGAGUACAAAACGCCUUCCAAACGCACUUCCCAGGGCAUCGCGUCACGUUCAUGCCGUGCACCUACGUCUCAUACGCUGAGCCAAUUUACGCGCCGAAGGUAUGGGCCAGCCUCAACCUCACGCAAAUCGAGAGGCCCUUUCAACACCCCUACACGGUGGCGCUCCACAAGUUCUGCAAAGUUGCAGAGCAGCCCAAGCCGUGCUUCAAGUUCGAGCACCCCAACAAACAAAUGAAAGGGUGCUGCAGCGACACUGAUGACGUGCAAGCGCUCUGCUACAUGAACAACGAACACAACAACAGAUAUUCUUGCAUGUCAUUCAAGUCUACUCUGGAGUGCUUCAUACACGGCUUCGCGGGAUACUUCGAGUGCACGUUGUACAAGGACGUUAAAAUCUCUACCGUCCCAGGAGUUAUGGAUGACCAGAUCAGCUGGUUCCCUAUGUACUUCCCGAUUACGGCCCCAAUUUACGUCAAGGAAGGGCAACUCGUCAUGCUGCACGUCUGGAGGAAACAUGACAAGCGCCGUAUGUGGUACGAGUGGGCACUAACGCUACCACACGUCACAGGCGUGCAUAACUCCAAUGGGACAUGCCACUCGAUCCUCAGAUGA
This is a messenger RNA of Babesia bigemina, 2013 nucleotides long. RefSeq names its product skb1 methyltransferase family protein, putative. The record is from RefSeq and is a predicted model, not a curated record. The coding region runs from base 1 to 2013 and encodes 670 amino acids. The transcript has a single exon. Gene Ontology annotation, cellular component: cytosol; nucleus. Lineage: Eukaryota; Apicomplexa; Aconoidasida; Piroplasmida; Babesiidae. Gene Ontology annotation, biological process: regulation of DNA-templated transcription; peptidyl-arginine N-methylation.